Messenger RNA from Panicum hallii, 938 nucleotides. RefSeq lists its product as uncharacterized. Bases 243 to 728 code for a protein of 161 amino acids. The transcript has a single exon. The record is from RefSeq and is a predicted model, not a curated record. NCBI's taxonomy places the organism in Eukaryota, Viridiplantae, Streptophyta, Magnoliopsida, Poales, Poaceae.
AAACCUAGCUUGCUUGCUCGGUCACUCUGCUCGAUCUCUGCACUCGUCUCCCCCUCUCGUAAGCAGUAACACGAAAACGACGAGGGAAGCUUCCUUAGCGACUAAUCAAGCGCCAAAUUCUCCAUUAUUAAAGCUGAUGCUAAUCCCAUGCUCGUCCGAGUCUCAUUUCAUCGCCUCGCUUUAGCUCCCGUCCCGAUCCCCCGACCGCCCGUUGAGCUUGGGCCACCGCGACGAACAGGUACAUGGCUCGCGCCGGCGCAGCCGUCGUCCUCGCCUUCGCCGUCUGCUGCCUCCUGGUGGCCCCCGCGCCGGCGCGCCGCCCCGUCGACCUUCCACCACGGGCGCUCCACGCCAUCGUCGACCGCGAGGCGGCCGCGGAGCCGCUGCUGCCCAAGCCGGCGGGGGGCGCGAACUGCGACGAGGCGGCUGAGCAGGGCACCGCGCUCGCCGUGCCCGAGGAGGAGCCCCGGCAGCGGUCCUCCCUGCUGUGCCUCGUCUUUCGGUGCGGCGGCGAGCCGGCGCACGCGGGCAGCGCGUUAGUGGCCCGGGGCAGCUCCGAGGAGCCGCUUGCGGGGGAGGCGGAGGCGGAGGCGCAGGAAGAGGAAGCGGACGACGUGAAGGAGCGGCCGUACGAGACGGACUCGGACUCUGAUAGCGACUCCGACUCCGACGACGAGGGCGACGACGGCAUCUUGGGGUGGCUCUGGAGGCUGGCGGAUCGCUUCUGAUCGAUCCUCGCCGGCCAUGGCCGCCGAUGGUUUGAUCCUUGUCUGGCGCAUGUUCUGUAUACCGGAACCUACUAGGAGCAGAUCAUAGCAGCAACACACUUCUUUGUACAAAUUAUUUCUGUAUAGAUGAAAUAAAUGAUACACCUGUGUUGUUGCAAUCGUAUGGAAUGGAUCAAUGAAACUGCUGCUGUCACAUGAUUAAACUCAUCA